AUGAGAACUGGGUUGAAUACUAUUCAGCAGACUCUGACGCCGGAGGCGGGGAGUGUUUUGAACCAUUCAAUAGCGGAGGCGGGCCGCAGGAAACACGGACAGACGACGCCGCUACACGUUGCGGCGACUCUACUUGCGGCGCCAUCGGGGUUUUUAAGACAAGCAUGCAUCCGUUCACACCCCAAUUCUAGCCAUCCGCUUCAGUGCCGGGCGCUGGAGCUCUGCUUCAGCGUGGCCCUGGAGCGGCUCCCCACGGCCCAGAACAUGGCUCCUGGGAUGGAGCCCGGUAUUUCGAAUUCGCUAAUGGCGGCUCUAAAGCGAGCGCAGGCGCAUCAGAGGCGGGGGUGCCCCGAGCAGCUACAGCAGCCACUGCUUGCUGUCAAGGUGGAGCUGGAGCAGCUUAUUAUUUCGAUAUUGGAUGAUCCCAGUGUUAGCAGGGUUAUGCGCGAGGCAAGUUUUUCUAGUCCUGCUGUUAAGGCCACGAUUGAGCAAUUGCAGACUUCGAAUUCGAAUGCGAAUGCUCAUAGUCAUCAUGUUGCUGGCGCUAAUAUGAAUUUGGGAGGAGCUUUUGGAGGUAUUGCACCUAGGAUGCUUUCUAUUCCAGGUCAAUUAUUAACACUGAGUGUGCCAAAACCAUCUGCAGUUGUUUCAUUGUCUAAUCGAAACAUGUAUUUGAAUCCAAGGCUGCAGCAAGGGGGGUCGGGGCAGAUUGUGAAUCAAAGGAAUGAAGAAGUGAAAAAAGUGAUUGAUAUUUUGAUGAGAACUAAGAAGAGAAACCCAGUAUUGGUCGGGGAUUCGGAGCCUGAAGCUGUGGUGAAGGAAUUGUUGAAGAAACUAGAGAAUAAGGAAUUCGAAAUCGAAGGGCCUUUGAGUAAUGUUCAAGCAAUCUCAAUUAAGAAAUAUUUUCUAUCCGAUAAGAAUCAAAUACCCACGAAGAUAAAGGAAUUGGGCGGCAUGAUUGAGAGUAGGAUUAAGAGUGGAGGGAUAAUUCUUGAUUUGGGAGGUUUGAAAUGGCUGGUGGAGCAUCCUGUGAGUUUUGGUGGCGUACAGCAUCAGCAGGUGGUUUCAGAGAUGGGGAGGGCGGCCGUGGUGGAAAUGGCGAAUUUAUUGGCCCGAUUUGGAAGGGAGGGUAGUAAUGGUGAUCAUAAGCUUUGGUUGAUUGGAACAGCAACAUAUGAAACUUAUAUGAGGUGCCAGGUUUUUCAUACUACAAUGGAAAAUGAUUGGGAUUUGCAGGCAGUACCUAUUGCUUCGCGCUCACCUCUGCCAGGGAUGUUUCCACGGCUAGGAACUGAGAAAAUUCCAAGCACUCCUACAGAAUCUUUGACUUCAUUGAAGAGUCCAAUUCGGCAACCGGUUUUGACACAGCAUCUAUCGGAGAACUUGGAUACUGCUCAGAGAACAACCUUUUGCCCAAGAUGUUCAGAGAAUUAUGAAAAAGAGGUGGCAAAACUAGUUGCCAUUGAGAAAUCAUUUUCUAAAGCUAAACCAGAAGCCACUCAACCAUCUCUGCCUCAGUGGUUGCAAAAUGCCAAACUCGACAGUCAGGAUGCUAUCGCAACUGAUGACACACAAGGAAACGAUCAAGGCAUGCUUUCUAAGCAGAAAACUCGAGAAUUACAGAAGAAAUGGGUAGAUACGUGCUUGAAUCUGCAUCCCGAUUUUCAUCGCAACAUCUGUUCAGAGAGAACUGCUCCAGCAGCAACUCUAUCUAUGACGAGCUUGAAAAAUCCAUCCCUGCUUGCUCAUCAAUCUUUCCAUCCUAAGUUACAGACGAGCAAACCGCUUGGAGAAUCUCUGCAGUUGAACAUAAAUCAAGUUACCAGUCGCCCUGCAGGUAGUCCCCCGGUAAGUCCAGUGAGGACGGAUCUCAUUCUUGGACGUAAAGGAACUGAGAGUACACCCAAGAAAACUACUGAAGACUAUGUUAAAGAUUCCGUGGGUUACAUUUCUUCUGAACCAAAGACCAAGCUCCUUGAUAAGUUUGAGAGUGCAUUGGAUUCUGAUUCAUACAAAAAGCUCCUCAAGGGACUCAUGGCGAAGGCAUGGUGGCAGGCAGAAGCAGCCUCGGCAGUGGCUUCGGCCAUAACACACUGUAGAUUGGGCAAUGGAAAACGACGAGGUGCUGGAUCAAGGGGUGACAUAUGGUUGUUGUUCACAGGCCCUGACAGAGUUGCCAAGAAGAAGAUGGCAUCGGUACUUGCGGAGCAAAUAUGUGGGACUAAUCCAGUAUUGAACUGUCUUAGCUCACGACGUGAUUAUGAAGACUCGGAUGUAAAUUUUCGUGGUAAAACAGCAAUUGAUCGCAUUGCAGAGGCAGUUCAUAGAAAUCCAUUUUCAGUUAUCAUGCUUGAAGACAUUGAUGAAGCAGAUAUGAUGGUGCGUGGGAGUAUAAAACAAGCAAUGGACAGAGGUCAACUCACUGAUACUCACGGCCGUGAUAUCAGUCUUGGCAAUGCCAUAUUUAUUCUCACGGGAGAUUGGUCGAUGACUAAUCCCAAAGAUUGUCAUUUUGUUGAUGAAAAGAAGCUUGCCUCUGUAACAAGUGGCAAUUGUCAGUUAGAACUCAUAGUCAAAGAAAAGAGUGCAAAACGCCAAGGGAAUUGGUUAUCGGAUGAAGAUAGACCUACAAAGCCUCGAAUUGAAGUUGGAUCUGGCCUAUCGUUGGACCUAAAUCUUGCAGCAGACAAUGAAGACGAAACUGAUACAUCUUUCAAUUCAAGUGUUCUCACCAUCGAUCAUGAAGAUGUUCUAGGCCUUGAAAACACACAUUUCUCAAUUACAUCAGUACCUCACGAGCUAGCUAUCAAUGUCGAUGAUUCCAUACCUUUCAAGCCAGUCGAUCUCACUUUUGUUCUCCAUGAGAUCAAGAAAACAAUCUCGGUGAAAUUUGCAAUGGUUGUGGAUGACAACAUGCCCAUAAAGGUAGAAGACGAUGUUAUAGAAAAGAUCUUAGGAGGGGUAUUGCACGACCGAAUCAGUCUACAAGAGUGGAUAGAAAAAGUUUUAGUUCCGGGCUUUGAGCAGCUCAAGAUGCAUCUACCCUCUGUUGGUGGUGGUAGUAAGGUUGUAUGGCUCAUGAUAGACUCAGAAUCCGGUGGCCGAGACAAUGGAGAUUGGUUUCCUAGUAGAAUCACUGUAAAAGGUUAA
Molecule: messenger RNA, 3150 nt
Organism: Fraxinus pennsylvanica
Lineage: Eukaryota; Viridiplantae; Streptophyta; Magnoliopsida; Lamiales; Oleaceae
Source: the annotation of a GenBank genome assembly